This is a messenger RNA of Centropristis striata (black sea bass), 6798 nucleotides long. It is a transcript of the gene wbp1, whose product is annotated as WW domain binding protein 1. Lineage: Eukaryota; Metazoa; Chordata; Actinopteri; Perciformes; Serranidae. The transcript has 4 exons. The coding region runs from base 153 to 1037 and encodes 294 amino acids. The record is from RefSeq and is a predicted model, not a curated record.
GCUGUUUGUUUCAGAGUCAAGGAACAACAAAAACAUGUCCGAUAGGCUGAAGCGUUAACCAGCAACAGCCACCUUCAGUCACAUCAACAAGUCGUCGAGUGGACCGACUGCUAUAUGAUUCCCGUCGUGUUAACGGCCGAAAACCCAGAAAGAUGCCGCAGAAAGCACUGGGAUCCAUUGUAGGUCUUCUUUGUACCGGGACCUGUCUGGUGCAGGGAAAGGAGUUCUGUUUCGGGGUUAACAAUGAGCAGUAUCGAUGUGAGAUGGGGUACUGCUGUGGAGAAACAGAGUGCUGCACCUACUACUACGAGCUCUGGUGGUUCUGGUUGGUGUGGACCCUGAUCAUCAUGCUUAGCUGCUGCUGUGCCUACCGACACCGGAGGGUUAAGAUGCGUCUUCAGCAGGAGCAACGUCAACGUGAAAUCAGCCUCAUGGCCUACCAGGGAGCCUCCAGUUCCUUCAUAUCCCCUCCACCGCUCAAUCUAAGGUUUUGGAACGACUGUAAGCUUCCUGACUAUGAGGAGGUGGUAGGUCACCCCCCGACACCACCUCCUCCAUAUUCUGAAAACCCCCCUGAGACUACUCCAUCAGCCGCUCCACUAGUGAGCCAGCCAGACGACACUGUGCCACAACCCCUCCCUGAGGUAGACCCGAGGGUGGACAGUCAGGCCUCAGGCUCAUCAUCGAACCAGGAAGCAGCGGCGAUGUCGGUCCAAGCACAAUGUCUGGCAGAGGAGAACGUGGAGGCUUCACUGAUGGCUGCGGCGGAGGACGAGGAGGACGAGGAGGAUGAGGAGCUCGUCACCCGGCGUCGCCAUGUCACCGGCGACUCAGGGAUUGAGGUGUGCGUUUGCCAGCUGGACGUAGAUGAGGGCUCAGGUCUCGAGGAGGAUAGCGACGAGGAGCACCGCAUGUGCAAGGUCACCGGUCAGGACUGCUGCUCCGGACGCCAGCAGCAGACCUUCAGACAGAAAGAGCACACCUCUGAGCUGCCCAGCCAGACCGCCAGCACCAGCACUGGAGACCACAUGGUGUGAUCAUCAGCAUUACUAACCAGCCAACCAGCGCGGCUUUGUGCUUCACACAGGGUGAAACAAGAUAUCUGUUGCCAUCAUCAUCACAACAGAGACUGUUUGUGUUUUAUUUCUCUGAACUAACACACAGACAUGAUGCUAAGAUGAUGAUGAUAACUAAUCCUGAAUGGCUCCUGAUUAGGAAAGAUGAAUAACACAUCGUGUGGACAGACUCCUUUUUUCUUUGCUUUGCUUUUCUUUAGGGGGGAAACCAGCAAACCCAUGUUUAUGCUACAUUUGGUAUGUUUUUUCUUCUUCUGUUAAAUAAGAGAGCGUCAUUGGGUAGUGAGAAGGCAGCCAUUGAUUGUGACUGAAACCAGAAUUGACCGUUUUUUCCUUGCUCCUACCCUCUCCUUGAGCACUGCCAUCAUGUUUCCUUUUCUGUCUCACCACUUUACUUGGUCGGGACAUUUCCGACCAUCCUUCCAUCUGACAUUUUACCUCCGGUGGGGUGGUCAGCCUAGGAGCAUACCGACACGGUCAACAACAUUUCUCCCCUAACCCCGUUAUGACUCUGCAGCGGAGGAGUGAAAAAAAACAAACCUCUUGAAAACUGGAUAAAUUGACAGGAGCACACAUUUCGUUUUACCCCAAAGCCGUGUGUGUGUGUGAAAGUUUAUGUGUGUGCUGUGAAAUGUAGGGCACAGCUGCAUGAUGAUGUCAGCUCUGAGGUCAUGGCAACCAGCGUCUGGUGUGAAGUCUAUGGGACGUUUUGCAUCUAGAGUGGGGGAGAUUAUAUGCCCACGAACAGCAGAGGAGAGAGACAAGAAGGAGUUGAGUUUGUUGUUUUGUCUCUGGGUAUUAAAUGUCAAACACCCCACCAGACCUUUGUUCCUUUUUGAUAUCCAUACUGUGGUCACAAAUUAGCAUGACUGUAGGUAAGGAGUGACCAGCUUUUUAUGAUUUACUGAUUGUGUGAAUCUCCCCACGUUUCUGACUGCAUUAAAUUCAUAGAAAUAGCCAAGAGGGCUAUGCCACCAAUUUGUAAUCAAUAAAAAGCCUUUUGGUGGCUCUGUGUUUUAUUUACUGUCUUAAGUCAGAGUGAGUAGUGGCAGCAUUUUGCUCCUUCUAAACAUAUAUAGUUUGGAUGUUCAUAACGAAGGAUGUACUUGCUUUUUGAAAACAAAAAACAUAACCAGCUAUGCUUCAGUAAAUACUGUGGGUAUCACCAUUAAUUGCAACAAAGCUCCUGACGGGGGCUGCUAGAGUGUGUACUAGUGAGUGGAUGUUAUAGUGCAGUAGGGAAGGGUUGUAUGUUGUAUAUCUUUAAAGUGCUGGUUGUAAUACUUGUUCAGCACUGAGUCGGAUUAACUAUUAAAAGCACUGGUAUUUUGCAUGAGGCAUGACUUUCUGUGUUUAUAUUUGAGUUCAUUAGCAUUUUAUAGCUACUUGCUUUGCUCAUCUGUUAGUCAGAAUGAUAGUGGGCUACAGUGGCUACACAACUGUGUACCCAGAUGUCGGGGUAAAAAAAUGGACUAAAGUUCACAUGCCCCGGAUCCAGUUUCAUUGUGGUGUUAUGAUUGGGCGAGCCAUGCUAUGCUGUUUUGCAGUGGUGGUAGCUUGUCAGCUGGUGUUGUGUGGCCCCUGUAGCUCUUGGCAGUGUGAGGGAUUUGCAGUGGUAUUUUCCGUUGGCAGCAGAGGGGGAGGGGGUACAUUAGCAAUUUGAGGUGGAUGCAGGCUCUGUGCAGUGUUGGCAAAGCUGCAGAAUAUAUUUUGAUUAAAUGCAUGCUUCUAUGCGUUGCAUGCUGCUUCGAUAUACUGUACAGUUUGUAUUCAAAGCAUAGCAGUCAAACUGGUUGUUGUCAGAUAGAAAAACCGUCGCAAAAUGAAUUUAUGAUUUGUUGCAAGAUAAAAGUCUGUGCAAGACAAACAGUUACUAAUAAGUGAGUAAAUGUUUCAUUAAGAAUUUAGUUUAGAACAACUUUUUCUUUUGUCUGCUCUGAUACUGCGUGAAAAAAUGGGCACAGUGUAAAGACUCAGGUCAGUCAUUCUGCUUCACACAUGCUCACAAAGUACUGCUCCUUAUCAUCUUCCAUUCUGUUUAAGAUGAUUCCAUGAAAAGUAAAAAUGUCCUAGAUACAGUAUCUUGUCUACAUUAGCAGUUUAAACUUGUAGUUGUCACGUCCCAGUUAAUCAUUUCCAGCUGGUUAAGUGGGGAGUAAAUGCUCACAUUUCAUACUUGCCAGAUUUAUUUAUUCAGGCAUUGGAAUUAAUUGGCAUGUCCCUUUUUUUUCAGCAGAUAUUUUACUCUGACAGGGACACAUUCUUGGGCUCCUAAAGAUAUACUAUGCAGGAAUUGCUAUAUUUCACUCUUAUAUAUUGUAGAUUUCAAAGGCUGAUGCCCAGAAACUUCAUAAACCCAGCAAAUUGAACAGAAAAGUGAAAGUACAGGCAGAGGGUCAUGUCUCUGAAGAUAAAGACACCGCCACACACUUUUCGUGGGUUGCACGUGAUGAUGUAAAGGGAUUAUAUAUCUAUACAUUGUGUUUUAGAGGAAAAUCCUGCAUAGUAUAUCUUUAACAAGACGUGACACUGGGUUCUGCAUAUACAUUUUUAUAAUUGUUGGGCCAAUGAAAGUAUUUCCUCCAACAAGCAACAGCCUAGAGCUCAUCACUGGCUGUGGUUGAGUUUCUACCAUAUGAGCUACAAUACAUACUGCUGUGGCUAACAUGUAGGAAAGCAAUACAAGAGGUCUGGUGCACCAAAAAUAUCAACACAGAGUGAAACAAAAUGAACGCAUGGCUUUCUAAAGCUUGAAUUGAAAGAUUAAGCUUCAUGAUCAUUAAAUAGGCCUAAUCAAACAUGCUGCUGAAAGCUUUGCAGUGCUUGUGUUGCAUAAUCGAGCAGGUGCUUAAAAACAAAGCCAAACCAACAUGACGACGACCUUUUCAUACGAGCUGUUACACUGUGAGCAUGACUGCACACCCAUUAGCAGAAGUAAUAAAGGCAUUUUUUUGACCAACACACCUCAAGCUGCCUUGCUGCUUCUAGAGAGCAAAUGUCUUGAUUAUGGAGCUGCACAAUAAAACAUAGCCUCUGUGUGCGAAAACAGACACGCUACUGCUGCCUUAUUAGAGUACGUGGUAGUUUCUUUUGAAUGGUCAUAGUUGUGUCGUUCCUAGCAUGACUGCGUCAGAGCAGAGGAGUGCUCUUGUAUCGAUAGAUAAUGGCAUCUGUUCCGAGAAUGUGCGCUUGCUUUAUGAGAAGAGGAUGUGGUUGCAAAACAUUGAAAACCACACGAUUUCCACUGUCACGUUCUGUAGAGUUGUACUUGCAUUGGUUUUGUAUCUGAGGGCUGGUUGUGUUGAAUUUAAAAGACUGUGUGUGGAGUUAGUUGUGGCACUGAUGGAAUUAGUCAAGACCAGAUUUUUGAGUUUGUGCUCAUUCUGUUUUGUUGUUUUUGUUCCUCGGAUCUGGUCGCAAUUAGUUUGUGAUAUUAACAAGCUCGAAAGCAUGAGGACAAAAUAUUCUUUUUGUUCUGUGGUUUUGUUGUGAUUCAUCCUAUUUGUGUUUGGAGGACAAAGAUGAACUCCAAGAGAUUGCUUUGUAACCUUGCUAAGGUGCAUAUUUACUUCUUUGUAUACAUAUGUAGACAAAAUAAUAGGUGGGGUGGGGGGGUGAGGAAUGAGGGGAAGGGUAGGGGUUCUUUUGUGCAUGAGUGAACUGGAGGUCCAUAGGUUUCCCAUUGCCAAACAACUACUAUGUCUCCCAGGUUUUCACAUGUUUACCGAGAUUAAGGGCUAUUAUCAGUCAUCAAUAGUGGACAAACAUCCAUCCAUCCAUUUCACUGAGUGAUUCUGUUGUCCUCUGUGCUGUUCACUUAAAGCCACAGUUGCCGAGAUCCACACUCUGAACAUGUUUAGCGUUUGGAUGUUCUUUUAAUGUUGUGGUGGAGCUCAUAUUUAACAAUAGCUGAUUGUAUAUGACCAUUAAUGUUUGUUUUAGAGGCUUUAACUUUGCCUUUUUGUUUUGUCAACGGAGGUGCGUGAUGCGACAUCCCUUCACCCCCCUCCUUUCCCCCCCAGCGACCCAAAACCCAUAUGAGAACUUAUGUAACUAGCUGCAUGUGUGGUUGUGACAGGAGUUUUUUUUUUAUUCUGUGGACAGUGAUUCCACCCUCCACCAGACAGAAACUGUAGCCAACAGCUCUGCAUGUGGACCCUCGGAGGGUCCUCGGAGGCAUAAGUGUCGACAAAAGAGCUGCAAUGAUUAUUCCAUUGACAGAAAAAUAAACUAUUUUGAUAAUCAAUUAAUCAUUUAAGUUUUUUUGUGCAAAAAAAAAUGCAGAAAAUAUGUCUUUUCCUAGUUGUCUCUGUUUUUUAUUAUAGUAAACUGAAUAUCUUUGGCUCUGAGCUAACAAUACACCAACCUUGAGCUCGUUGGCAGAUGAAUCAGUAAUGAAAAUAAUCUUUAGUUGCAGCCCUAGUCGACAGAUAAUCUACCAAAGUUGCUGCCAUUUCCGUGCUACACAGAUCAUCACUGUUUUCACUUAUGUGUGUGAGUGGUUGUCAGAAGAUUUGGUUCCUCAGGGUUAUCUUUAACAAGCAGUGCUAGAAUUUUAAAUUAACACAUGUUUUGACCCACCAGUCUCAUAAAGCCAAAGCAGUUCUUUCAUGAUAAUUGUUUCCCCAUUGUUGUCUCAUGUUACUUGUGCAUCACGCAUCUCUGUCGUUUAUCGUACUUUACUCAAACUAGGCUAUGCAAAAACAUAAACCUACUGUUAUAUGCUGCGACCCCUUUCUCACUUUCUCUGUCAUUUGUCUGUGGGCACCAGUACAAGCAAUAUAACUCUGAGUACUUGUGGCACUGCACUGUACUGUAAUCUACAUUGAUUGGUGUGUGUACAUGUAUUUGUUUCAGAAAACGUGUAAAAAAAAAAAAAAACAACAACUUGUAAUGCUACUGCAAUGAUGUGGUUAGUAUGUAUGCUUCAGUGUCGUCUGAGGGGCUGGAGUUAAAAAGCCAUUCUAGUUUAUAUAUUUUCUCCUCUUUUUGGCUUUUUCCUGCCUGCCUCCUCAACCACUAACACCUUCUACUCCUGAUUUAUGGAUAAACCACAUUAUUAAGAUGUUUUAAGCUGGAAGAAAAAGUUGAAUAUAUAGUUUUUGUUGCAUUAUUUCAUGUUUGAUAUCUUUAAUCUGUUUGCCACUUUUCCAUCCCUCGUUUUUGUUGCACUAAUUCGAUGUGUUGGUUUUCUCAGUUGAAGCAAAAGUUGUCUUUUUCCAUCACUGAGUGUUGCCUUUAAUCCUCGGUUAUUAGUACAACACCAUCCGUUUCAAAACUUUUAUAUAUUAUACAGAUGAAAGACCUCAACAUGGAACACAGUCGGCUUGCAUUAAACACAUUAGGCUGAAACAGGAACACUCUGAACUGAUCGGUGUCAUUGUUUCUGUCAAACAACUUGUAAACAGAACUUUGUUCUCAACCAUAGAUAAUACCAAACAGAUGCAGGUGCCAUGGUUGAGCUAUGUGGAUUUAUUUUUCUUUUUUUUGGCCAAAAUGUGAAACAUUCAAGUUUGAGAAGGAAGCAGGCAUCUAUUAACACAAAACAGACUAUUUCUGCAACAAGCCAAAAUGAGUAAAGUAAAAAAAUAAAAUGAAAUAAAAAAUAAAGCACUGAAUAACAGAUAACAAAAUGCUUUGGUUUUAGUAAGAAGUCUGCUGUGUGCUUGUUGGGUCAUCAUUUGUAUUUUAUUUUUUUAAUAAAACAAAGAUUGGCACUCAA